Biomphalaria glabrata is the source of this 2872-nucleotide messenger RNA. RefSeq names its product myosin heavy chain kinase C-like. The coding region runs from base 613 to 2589 and encodes 658 amino acids. Lineage: Eukaryota; Metazoa; Mollusca; Gastropoda; Planorbidae. Gene Ontology annotation, biological process: protein phosphorylation. The transcript has 5 exons. The record is from RefSeq and is a predicted model, not a curated record. Gene Ontology annotation, molecular function: ATP binding; protein serine/threonine kinase activity.
AGUGUGUAACAAUGCCACCAGAUCUCUAGUCUUGAGAAAUAGGAAUACGUCAAAACAAAAAAAGUGCAUCUAGGAAAAGUUCCCAAGUGUGACGUGUGAGCUGACACACAAACAGUUCAUCGGUGGAUUAAUUCAUGCGAAGUGCUGUGUGGAAAGGGAACUCAUGUGAUCCAACGUCGUCUAGAUUGAGUUAUUUUUUCUUGGUUCAGAAUUUUUAUGUUUAUCUUGAAGCAUUUAUAUUUUUAUAUGACCAGUGUUGGAAUAUUAGAUUUAGAUCCAGUACAGUGUCGUUUGAUUUAUUCUGCAUCUUUGACCAAAACACAAAUGCUAUUUGACCGGUAUGCAUGAUCGCGUGCGAGUUAUAACGAAAUGUUAAAUGCCUAUACAAGUACUUCUCUUUAAAUUGUGUUCUAACGUAUGCUGAGAACAGAUCCAGACCUUGUCCACUACAUCGAUAUGAAAACGUUCUGUGUGAUGACAGAGUUUGUGGUUAAAAGACUGUCAUGUUCACUUCUGCUUUCCCGUGUGUUCUAUUUACUUUAAUCUGUUGGAACUACGCUGUUUUAUCUUGAACAAAAGGGUCAGUCAUUGAAAUUCAGUAGACCGGUCAGCAUGAAGGAGGACAUGACAACUACGGACGGGCCUGGGCGCAGGUCUAACACGGCCUUUAAAGUGGUCAAGUGGAUUUUUAAGUCGUUGUUGGCUCAAAUUGGCUGCCUGUCGGGCCAGUCAACAGAAGAUCUGAACGAAGAUCUAGAUGAAAAUAGACAAUAUCUAAUAGAGGAUUCCACUGUGACUGGGUGUAACAAAAAGAACAAGAAACGCGCUAAGAUUGUAUCUAGAUCCAAGUCUCCAAUUUAUCAGUUGGAAUUGGACAUUGCUGAUGAAGAUAGCUGGAAGCACACAGGAAAGGUUAAUCAACCAAUGUUCAGUUUGCAGAACUGUACUCUUCAGUCCGAGGACAGAGGGGAUGGGGAGACUUACUGGGUAUCAUUUGAAGAGAAAAGUUUCUCAAAGGGAAAUGAAUUUAAAGUCUAUAAUGGCAGAAUGAAUGGAGCUGGACCAAAGUCUGGAGACAGAUGUGUGGUCAAAGUAUUCAGACAGUGCCAGGGAACUAAGAGUCUGUGUGCCUGUGAAGUAAAAAAGUCUUUGAAAGCUAAAGAAAUAGCCAAGGCUUUUAGAAAUGUAUGCCCCAAUCAAGAAAGCAGAAUCAAAAUUGCCACAGUUUACUGGGCACUCAUGGAUGAGGUGUCUAAACUUAAGCUUCUAUUUUUUACAGGAGAGAGAAAAUUGUCUACAAGGGAAGCUGUGCUCUUUGAGGAUGAUGUGAGGAUCAGUGAUGAAAAGCCUGGUAAACCAAGGAAGUUGUCAUUGUACAUAAAUGCUAGUGGAGAAAGUGAUCAUUCCAUUUCAAGAGAUUUAGAAGCAUUUGUUCAUUUUUCUUAUGACUUAUCCAAUGGUAAGCUUGUUAUCUGUGGACUAGAGGGUGUUCAAGAUGAAGAUGGUUAUUUUCUGAAGACGCCAACAAUCCACUCAGAGGCCAAGGAGUUUGGGAACAAAGACCAGGGAAUGAAUGGAAUUCAAGAAAUUUUUAGGAGGCAUAAGUGUAAUGACCUGUGUAAGAAUAUGCUGAAACCUGACAUGGAGCAGGUUAUCAUUGACAGCGGGUCACCUGCUAAAUGCCCUGCUUCAUCAUCAUUUCCAUUUCCAACAGAGCCCAAGCUUAACCUCAAUGAUGAUUGCUGCCUACCUUGUAAAUUAAACCACCCUAACCAUUCUGUGAUAAACAGGCAUGAGUCAUCAAAGUCAGAAAUAACUGAGGGCAUGUCUGACUACCUGGAGCCUUCUGCCCCUGUUUUAGAAGAUCUUGAUGAGGAUGUCUUCAUCCCGCAGCCCCCUCCUUAUUCCCAGCACUUUGUGGCCAACUGGCUUAUCAAUGAGCAAUUACCUAACUGCUUUGUUCCACCUGUCCAAGAGAAUAUCCUGAGUGUUCAUAACAGAAGUGAAACUUCUCAAGGAGAAAACCUGAACCAGGUCACCCAGGACAUGAAUGCAAAUUUUACUGAUGUUGAAAGCAUCUCAGGAGGAGUGUCUAACACAUCUAGUGUAGAAGACAGCAGUGACAGGACAUGUGUUCAGUUUGACAAGAAAAAAGUUCGUUUCAACCUGUUGAAUAGCCCUAGCUCAGCUAAUGCUUCUUCUACACAAUUCUCAAGUGACAGUCAGAGGGAUACUUCCACCAGUGGGUUCAGCAGUCAGCCACAAUCCAUCAUCAAACAUUCAACAGCAAAUGCUUUUGAACCUGUGACUCAUUUCUCUCCUAUUUCCCCCAGUUUCACUACCAGCGAGAUGUCACAGCACUUCUUUACCGAUAGCCCUCCUUCGUAUUACGAUUCCCAAGUGCAUACAGCAUACUGGAUUGUCCAGCGAGGCUACCUGCCCGUCCAUCCUCCAGCUCCAAGUGCCCCAAUCAGUGACAACAAUAAUUCUUGUGCUAAAACUACAGUUGCUGCUGUAAUAACACCUAAAGGUCAAGUGGCUAAUUUUUUCCCUGUCGCAGUCAACAAUAUUCCCUCUACUUCAAUGUAAGUGUAACAGUUUGAAGUUUUCCCUUUCUUAUCCCAGUGUUAAAUGUCUUGCAGGUGUCAUGAACAUAUGAGGAUGAUAACAAAAUUUGACUUGAUGUAUGCAGAACAAUUAUUAAGAAACUGAUUAAGUUGGAUUUUUCAACAAUUGUAGUUGUCUAGCUGUUCAUCUAGCUUAAUAUACAGCUUGUGCUAGCUUGAUUUUUUUGCCUUACAAAGUGCACAUUUAGAUGAAUACAUUUACAAAAUAGUUUUUGAAAUUUAUUUUACAAUAAAAGUUAGUAGUA